This is a messenger RNA of Bombina bombina (fire-bellied toad), 2329 nucleotides long. It is a transcript of the gene MKS1, whose product is annotated as MKS transition zone complex subunit 1. The transcript has 18 exons. Gene Ontology annotation, biological process: cilium assembly. The coding region runs from base 12 to 1691 and encodes 559 amino acids. The record is from RefSeq and is a predicted model, not a curated record. NCBI's taxonomy places the organism in Eukaryota, Metazoa, Chordata, Amphibia, Anura, Bombinatoridae. Gene Ontology annotation, cellular component: MKS complex.
UUGGCCCUGGGAUGGCGGAGGAAUGGAAUCUGGACACUGGAGAGGCAGUUUACAGGUCCCGAGAUCCUAUUAAAAACCUAAAGAUUCGUGUGUUACUACAGCGGGUGUCUCCUGUCAGCGCUCUGGUACAGAGAGUGGAGGAAGAUGAUGGAAUCAAAGGCGAUCUGCAGUUGCGAGAACUAAGUUCCAAAACAAACACCAGUGGAUAUCGGCCUGAUGAUGAAGAAGAAGAAGCCGUAAUUUGUUGGCAAGAGAAACUAUUUAGUCAGUUUGAGUAUGAUUUGUACAAAAAUGAGUCUGCUUGCCGGACACCCCUGGAUCGCCAGUAUCACCAAGAUGUUUUGUCCUUGGAGCGCAGAAGUGGAAGGAAAAACAAGCGUAUAUUUACUUAUACAGAUUAUGACCGCUACACCAACAUAGAGGAGCACAGUCAGUCAGUGACUACUUCCCGUCAAGAAACUCCUUCAUUCUUGGCAGAGCGCAUGGCAAACAUCCGUCGAAGGAGACAGGAAAGAAAACCUCUGGAUGGAGUUGGGGCGCGAACUGUUGUCACACUGGAGCCUUCAGAAGAGUUUAUUAGGAAUAAUCACAUUCUUAAUACUCCUGUGCAAACUAUGUAUAUAAUGGGAGACCUUGGACCAAAUGGAAAACUUGGCCUGAGGGAAAAUGAACAUGUCCUUUGUACUAUUCGAGUGGACAGUAAUGGCGUUAUCACUUUAAAACCUGAUGUCACUAACACAAAGGGACCUUACAGGCUUGAGUUGGGGUGUCACAAGCGGGAAUUGUGGAAGUAUAGGCUGCAGCAUGUGUCUGAGACUGUUCAAAGGGAAGAACAGGAACGAGAGGAGCAUAUUUACAAGAAUUUAUACAGCCGCCACAAGGAAUACCUAAAUAGCCUGGUGGGCUCUGAGUUUGAGAUGCCUCCUGCUGGUGUUUUACGUCUUUUUGUUAAUGGAGAAAUAAUCUCUGCUCAGAAGUAUGAGUUUGAUAAUCUUUAUGUUCAUUUCUUCAUGGAGCUGCCAAAAUACUGGUCAAGCCCAGCUUUCCAGGAGCUUUCAGGAGUAACACAAAGUUGUAAAUCAAAAUCACAUGGAAGGGAAAGCAUUGCACACUUCAGUUAUCCUUUCAGUUUUGAGGCCUUAUUGUCUGAAGAGGCAGAAUCAGAGGAGAUCCCUCAGUGGCCUAUUCUGUACUUUGAAGUUCUUUCUCUGGAUUUCUGGCAGAGAUAUCGAGUUGAAGGAUACGGGUCUAUUGUGUUGCCAGUAACUCCAGGAAUGCAUACCAUAACUGUUCAAACAUGGAGGCCACUAGAAAUGGGAACAGUCUCAGAGCUUAGAAGGUUUUUUAUUGGGGGAUCACCAGAACUGGAGGACUUGACUUAUGCCAGGAUACCUGGAACAUUCCAGGGUGAGCGCCUCAGUCGAAUUGGUUUUAGGACUACAACAACUGGGAGUGUAACUUUUCGAUUCCACUGUAUACAACAGUCACGAUCUUUCCUUGACAGAGGCUCUCUACGAAAAAGAAUGCAGAAUGUGUUGGAUCGUCUGGGAGGCUUUAGCCAGCAAACCUCCAUACACAACGUCCUCGAUGCUUUCCAAAGAGCACGACGGCGCAUGCAGAUGGCCAGAGAAAGUCUUCCUCAGGAUCUUCUAAGUACCUCCAAGUUACCACAGCAACAGCCCACAGCCUGAAAGUCAGGAGGUGGAGAAUAUAUCUUAUAUUAAAGGAAGCCAAUGCCCUUGUAAAGGGACCAUUAUCAAUGUAUGUUGCAAUCAGGAUAAUAAUCUGGCAAUGAUGCUGUGAUAUGAUUUGUAAGCUCUUGACUGUCCAUAGAUGCUGUGUAAAUUAUAGUGUUCAAUGUUUUCAUGUUGGAAACAAUCAGGCCAAGUUUGGACCUUUACUUAUAUAGUAGUCACAGCUGUUGUUGUUAAAUUUAUAAAUGAUAAAAAAGACAUCCUAUUAGCAAACCAUAGUUAUUAAUAUUUGUGUAAUAUGUUCACAACAUUUUUUAUGCUUUUUCUUUGGAAGAUGUUAUACUUGAGAAAUAAUUUAUUUUUCACCUGUAUCUGAACACCAAAUAGUCUGUAAUUAAUAAUUUUAUCUAAAGAUAAUUGUAAAAUGAAGAAGGCUAAACUAGUGUUUUACAGAUUCUGCAGUGGCCUGGAAUAUUUGCAUAUAUGGAAAGCUUAGUCCUUCACGACAUUAAUUUAAAUUUGCAUUAAAUUAUUAAAUUAAACAUGAUUUUUUUUAUGUAGCCCAGAAUUCAAACAUUACUGUACAAAGUGUUACUUUAUUUUGAUAAACAUAUAAAACCGUAUCACAUUUUUUU